Molecule: messenger RNA, 1416 nt
Organism: Mytilinidion resinicola
Lineage: Eukaryota; Fungi; Ascomycota; Dothideomycetes; Mytilinidiales; Mytilinidiaceae
Product: NAD(P)-binding protein
Exons: 2
Coding region: 222-1115 (297 amino acids)
Cellular component (GO): cytosol
Molecular function (GO): oxidoreductase activity
Source: RefSeq, a predicted model, not a curated record
GGCGGCUUGCUCAGCAGCUUCACGUCGAGCAACGAAAUGAUGGUAGAUGGUUUGGAGGUAAGUAGAUAUGUAGAGACAUAAGAGUCCUCAUUUUCGUCUCAUAAACGAUCAUCAUCUUCACAUUUCUUUCAGCCAUCCUCCACAUCCACCAUUUUCUCCACCAUCUUCAUCCUACGCCUCUUCCGCCCUCCACCUCCCCAACUCCAACCCCAACACCCACAAUGGACGAGCACGCCGUCCCCACUGGCUCCUUCCCUUCCUUCACGCCAACCUGGCACCGCACCUCCUACCCCUCCAUCUCCCCAACCUCCAACCCCGCCCUCUCCGCCACCUCCAAGACCAUCCUCAUAACCGGUGGCGGCACCGGCGCCGGCCUCGCCAUGGCACGCUCCUUCGCCCUCGCCGGCGCCGCGCACAUCGGCCUCCUCGGCCGCCGCAUCCCCAUCCUCUCCGCCGCCGCCGCCGCCCUCUCCGCCGAGUUCCCAGGGACCACCUUCCACACCUACGGCGCCGAUAUCUCCUCCGAAAGCGCCGUCGACGCCGCAUUUGCCGCCUUCGAAAACGCGGCCGGGAAGAUCGACGUCUGCAUCCAGAACGCCGGCUUCCAGCCCGCUCUCGCGCCUCUAUCCUCGAUCUCCCCCGUAGAUUUCAGGAAAGGGAUCGAGAUCAAUGUGAUGGGGUCGCUGUACCUGAUCCGCGCGUUCCUGCGCGCGGCGGCGGCGGCGGAGGCGGUGCUGCUCUACGUGUCGUCGGGGAUCAUGCACCUGCCGACGAUGAGCGGGUGGGCGGGGUACGCGGUGGCGAAGGAGGCGGCGACGAAGCUGUUCAUGCAUGUUGCGGCGGAGAAUCCGGCGGUGCGGGUGCAUGCGAUAAAUCCGGGGUUGUUGGAGACGGAUAUGAGUGCGUUGAAUAUCCCGAAGGGGAGUGGGGUGGUGUUUGAUGAUAGGUCACUCGCUGGGGACUUUGCGGUGUGGAUUUCGAGUCCUCAGGCGAAGUUUUUGAAUGGGACGUUUGUGUGGUCGAAUUGGGAUGUGGAGGAGAUGAAAGCGAGGGCGGAGGAGAUUGGGAAGGGGUAUUUGUUGAGGAUGGGGCUUGUUGGGUGGGAUAAGAUUUGAAAGCUGCGAGAAGACGUUGGAAAAUAGUUGAUGGAGAUAGAAAGAUUCGUAGUUGGAAGAGACAUAGAAAAUCUAGAUAUGGGAUAUUGUAACAAGAGAAUGAAGAACUCCGAGUAGGGAUGAGAUUCCCCUUUCCAAGCAAGCCUCUCCACCUGCAAACCUAACUUACUCCUUUCCACCCAAAUCGUCAACAUGAGCAGCCUCGAGCUUUACUCGUAUCUGUUGGAUUAUGACAAUCACCUACGGCAAUCACUGCCGGUAGCAAACAGGGCUUUCAUGUACCAAUGUUCAGAUGCUACGG